CCAGCGCCUUGAUCACCCCACACAUUUCCCCACUGCACUUGCCGAACGUCAUGCGCAGCAGCAGCAGGGAGGCAGUCACCCACUUGACGGACGCAUCAUCCUUCGAAACACCAACACACACACACGCGUAGACACACAUGAGUCCAGUCCGUGCUUGGCUUCCACGCCCUUGGAGCUGACGCGCACGCACCGCACCUUGGUGAGCUGCGAUUUCCAGAGCCAGGCAGAUGCCACACAGUAGCUUGACAAUGGUCGCACGCGAAUCGAUGUCGGGGUCACUGGUGAGGCCGCGCAUCGUCAUGCCCAUCACGUACGCCUUGAGCGCGUAAAGGGUCUUGUCGAGCAGCACCCUGUCCAUGUCCACGGCUGCUGCUGCUGAGUCCUCUUCAAGACUGAGACACUGCAGCAACAGCUGCAAAACAGGGAGACACACAGCACCCACAGAUUCGUGCGUGCACACGCUUGUCCGUGCCUCGUGCACGCAGCCUCAACUUGGGACAUACCAUCAUCAGCGCCGCCAUCGGCCCUGGUCUGCGAAAGACAAAUACACACACGCCACACACAUGCCGAAUGAACGAACAGCUCUCUCCUGUGCAUACAAGUAUGCUAUGAGGCAGUCGACAUCACUUAGGUUGGUCACAUCCAUCGAGUCAGAGAUCACCACAUCCACGGCCUGCAGAGUGGACAACAAACAAGGGGCCGUACAUCGAUUGCACGAUGGGUGGUGCGUGUGUAUGUGUGCUGACUUGGCGCAACAAACCUGGUCAAAGCACACCACAAUAGAGCCAUCAACACAAUUCCUUCUCAAUAAAGCUGGGGGCCUACUUUCGACAGAAUGUCUCAGCCCUCCAAUAAGCUCCUCCUUCCUCUCUGGCCGUGACAGCACGAUGGCAGCAGCCGCCUCGAGCGCCGCACACGUGCAAUGCUGCCCCACACGGACCCUCCUCGCGGAGAAGGAGCUCACCUUGACCGGACUCGCCCCAGCUGCCUUUCCCUCAGCUCUUUUGUCGCCCCUUGUUGCCGACCUCACUGCCGAGAAGAAGCCCCUGGUACUACUUGUGGUGGUGGCCUGUAGCUGCCUCUUGGCGGUCGACCUUUUCUUCUCUUUGUUGAGUCGUUCCGUCCUGACAUUGGCCGCCUUGAGCAUGGCGUCGAUCAGCGGAGCCAGCUGGGUGUCGGAAUUGGUGUUGUCGUCCAUGUGUGCGGUCAUGAGAAAGGCGGCAGCGGCGCCAUAGGUGACAGUGUCGCAUGACGGCCGAACGCACUCGAGGCAGUCGUGCAGGAGGGGAAGAACGCCCUUAUCGAGCAGGCACUUCGUCAGAUGUCGCUUCUUGGCUGCAUAGAAGCAGAUAGAGACAUGAAGAGUGUGCACCAACAGGACAACAGAGCAUCUACGUGUGAGCCCACCGGCCGCCUCCUCACUCAAGUAGCUCCGGUCAGCGACGGUGUCUCGCAACUCCCGGCACUCCUUCCACCACAGACACGCGUCCUCCUCCUCCUCACCGCCCGCCCCCUCGUCCAGAAGGUGCUCCACCAUGGCCACCAUGAGGCAGUGGCCGGCAGCAUACAGAGCCAUCCGCCAACUCAGCCCCAGCUGAGCCAGCGCAAACACCAGGUGGAUGCUGUCCUCGGCUGUCUCCUCCUCCUUGCUGCAGUGCUGCAUGUAUGUCAGCAGCACAUCCACACGGUCAGGCGUGAAGACCCCCAACACGUCGGCGGCCAUAGCGUCUCUGCCAGUAGGGAAGUGGUAGAGCCCCUCCAUCAUAUUGGUGAUAACGUCGAUAAGGGUGGCAGGGGGCAUGUCGGGCAGCGACAAGAGGCCGAGAUGCGCAUCGAGGAAAGCUGCCAGCCUGCCGUUGUCGAUGAGAUAGCUGAUCAGCCACGGCAGAUGGCCGAGCGUGUCGGUCGUCACGUAAGGGCUCAUCAGCUCACACCAGCAGUCGAAGAGGACCUCCACUUCCGACGCAUCGCGGGGCGACAGGCUCAUCAGCACAUCUACACCUCCACUUUUGGCAAACAACUCACAUGUUCUGCUGCUUGGUUCCUCCAUUCCGCUGUCCGUCAUCGUGUCCAUGAGGUCUUGCAGCCCUGUCGUCCACAGGCGGUCCAGCUGCCCUGUUCUCAACAUGGAAGCCAACCGCUUGACUGUCUUCUUGUAGCUGCGGUCCCUGCCCUCGUCACUCCCGUGAUUCAGGGGGCGGGCUUCAGCGUCAUGGCCUUCCGGCCGCUUACACAUGCUGAAUGCGAGACCCAUGGCGGAUGUGUGUGCGCCUCUUUGCCUGUGGCUGAGUGCACUACAGGGCCACCAGAGGGCCACAGUGGAGGGCCUGAACACUCAGUUUCAACAACGUUG
Messenger RNA from Vitrella brassicaformis, 2353 nucleotides. The record is from the annotation of a GenBank genome assembly. Lineage: Eukaryota; Vitrellaceae.